Acanthamoeba castellanii str. Neff is the source of this 720-nucleotide messenger RNA. RefSeq lists its product as uncharacterized. Bases 1 to 720 code for a protein of 239 amino acids. NCBI's taxonomy places the organism in Eukaryota, Discosea, Longamoebia, Acanthamoebidae. The record is from RefSeq and is a predicted model, not a curated record. The transcript is spliced from 7 exons.
AUGGCAACGGAGGAGGUGAUUUACACGGUGGUGGGGUGGGAGCAGCUGCCGCUGGCUCACUACUCUUCCUAUGCCGGCACCUUCCGCGCCUUUGUUGAGGAGGCCGCACGGCACAUCGACAUCCCCACCGCCCCUCGUCUCUCUCACAAGUAUGGAGAGUUCGUGCUGCACAGCCUGGUGAACGAGAGGGAGCCGCGGGUGACGUUCACCUGCCUCACGGGCGACAAGUUCCCGCAGCCCCUGGCCUACGCCUACCUGGCCGCCGUGCGCCGCGAGUUCUUCCGCCGCUACCCGCUCCCCAUGGACAAGAACACCACCCUACGAUUUGAGCUGAACGGCUUCUCACAACAAAUCCGACGGCUGGUGCGAAAGUACAGAGAAUCAAAGAACAUCAAACGAAUGAAGGAGGAAGAAUUCAAGGGCGAGGCGAUCGAGCCGGUGGCGAUGAUCAAGCUGGACGAACUCUACCCGGGUCUGCUCAAGAAGCCCCUCAUGGUCCGCCAUCUCCAGGACCCAUCCCUCCAACUCCGCGGGGCGUCGCGCAAGUCGAACAACUUCUUCCUCUCGCAAUUCCUCAUCCGACACCCGUUCCUCACGAUCGGUCUGUUCAUCUUCGCUGCGGUCGUCGUCUUCAUCUACUUCGUCGUCCUGGUGCCAUUAUGCGGCAACGACCUCCAGAAAGUGGGAGACAAUGGGAAGCAUUCGCCGAUCCGCCAAUGA